CGCUUUGAUUCUGCGGCGGGCCCGGUCUCGAUGGAUAUAUAGACGACAGUCAACCUCUCACCCUCCUCUCUCUCGGAACACCAUCAGCCUCGACGAUAUGGGUUCCCCGGUAAACGUUCUCGACGGCUACUACCUUGCCAUCACGCUGUUGGUCACGGUGGGGUACCAGCUCACGGGUUUUGCCAUCGCAUGGACGUUUCAGUUCGACAAGAUUACGGAUUUCACCGGAGGCUCGAACUUCUUCAUCCUCGCGCUAUUGACCCUCUUGCUGGGACAAGAGUUUCAUGGGCGGAACAUAUUGGCCAGCGUAUUCAUCAUGGUGUGGGCAGCCCGCCUCGCAGGAUUUCUCCUGUUCCGCGUCCUUAAAACCGGGAGUGAUACCCGGUUCGACGACAUCAGGUCCCAUUUCUUCAAGUUUUUCGGAUUCUGGGUCGGCCAGAUCCUAUGGGUUUGGGUGGUGUCCCUCCCCGUCACAAUCCUCAACUCGCCCAAAGUCUCCGCGGGGGUCGCCCCGGGGUUCGGCACGGCGAGCGACAUCCUCGGCAUCAUCAUCUGGGCCUUCGGUUGGUCGAUCGAGACCGCUGCCGAUCUACAGAAGUUCCGCUACAAGUCGACCAACCCCCCGAAAGAGAAGCCCAUCGACGUUGGUUUGUGGGCGUGGUCCCGCCAUCCUCCGUACUUCGGCGAGAUCUUAUGCUGGUGGGGCAUCUGGACGCUCUCGAUCGCGCCCGCUCUGGGGGGCACCCACAACUCGGGGGCUCGGUCAGCCUUGCUUGGCUCGCUCGUCUCCCCGCUGUUCACCAUGAUACUGCUCCUGUUCGGCUCCGGGGUGCCCACAGCAGAGAAGCCCGUGGCGCAGCGGUUCUACAAGAUGGCGUACCCCGAGGACGACACGCUCACCGGGCACGAUCACGGCGAGCGCAAGCCUACGAACGCGGCGUGGGCGAACUACCAGGCCUACCGCGGGCAGACGUCGAUCCUGAUCCCGCUGCCUCCGACCAUUUACCGCGCUCUGCCGCUGUGGAUGAAGCGGACGGUGCUGUUCGACCUGCCGAUGUACGAGUGGACUCCUAGGAGUUAGUGAUGACGUGUGUUCUCGUCAUCCUGGGUUUCAAUUUGGUGUACUUGACCAGUCUUGAAUGAAGUGGUGUCGUCGUGUGUCAC
Molecule: messenger RNA, 1164 nt
Organism: Dichomitus squalens LYAD-421 SS1
Lineage: Eukaryota; Fungi; Basidiomycota; Agaricomycetes; Polyporales; Polyporaceae
Exons: 9
Coding region: 98-1081 (327 amino acids)
Cellular component (GO): membrane
Source: RefSeq, a predicted model, not a curated record